UCAGUUGUCACUACCUUGUCAGCUGUCAUAACAACCAAAAUACAUGUGCGAAUGGUGAAUAUUCGGAUAAUUUUCAAGUUUUAUAGUUAAAAUAUAUUUUCAAUAAAGGAAAUAAGUAAUAAAUGAUAAAAAAGUAGAAGGGAAAAGCUUACUAUUAUUUUUACAUAUAAUGGUUAUAAUAAACGAAAUGAGUUUGCCAUCGGUUAAAGUAUCAGUUUCUAGCUCUGAGUCGUCUACUGAGGAAUCUGAAUACGAACAAGAGCUUUCAGACGAAGAUGUCGACAGUAGUAAACCUGAAAGUAUUUUGAGUGAAAAAGGUGAUGAAAGUGAAAGUAAUAAGGAAAGUGACGAUGAUGAUGAUGACGUCAUUAUUAAAAAUGAAGGCUGGGCAGAUUCAGUUGCUAAAAUCCUCGGCUCCAGUAAACCUAAGAAUAAAAAGACAUUGGUUUUAUCUCGUGCAAAGAAACUUGCUGACACACUAAAGAAGGAGAAAGAAGAGAAACCCACAUUUGAAGUCGUUGGUCAUGAAUCUACGGAAGUUAAAACUGAAGUUAAGAAAGAGUCCUCUGUGACUGAACCUCCAAUAAAGAAAAAGAAAGUUGAGAAAUCAGCUAUAAGAACUAAACCUAACAUCCUAGAGAAGGAUAGAGAAAGACUUCUAACAAAAAUAGCAACUAAAGGUGUAGUGCAACUGUUCAAUGCUGUAAGAAAUCAACAAAAAACUAUUGAAAAACAGACAAAAGAUAUACCAGAGGGAAAGAAGGAGAAGAUAUUAAAGAAAUUUGAUAAAAGAACAUUUUUAGAUACAUUAAUGGGACAAACAAAAUCAGUUAUUGUUGAAGAACAGACAAAAACAUUGAAAGAUGAAGUGAAACCAGAGUCUGAAAAACCAAGAUGGAAUGCACUAAGAGAUGACUUCAUGAUGGGUGCAAAAAUGAAAGAUUGGGAUAAAGAAUCAAUAGAUGAAUAAUCAAUAAAUUAUUUAUUAGGAA
Messenger RNA from Bicyclus anynana (squinting bush brown), 992 nucleotides. RefSeq names its product RRP15-like protein. The transcript is spliced from 4 exons. The record is from RefSeq and is a predicted model, not a curated record. Gene Ontology annotation, cellular component: preribosome, large subunit precursor. Gene Ontology annotation, biological process: maturation of 5.8S rRNA; maturation of LSU-rRNA. NCBI's taxonomy places the organism in Eukaryota, Metazoa, Arthropoda, Insecta, Lepidoptera, Nymphalidae. Bases 170 to 970 code for a protein of 266 amino acids.